This is a messenger RNA of Parasteatoda tepidariorum (common house spider), 1125 nucleotides long. RefSeq names its product GPN-loop GTPase 3. The record is from RefSeq and is a predicted model, not a curated record. Gene Ontology annotation, molecular function: GTPase activity. Lineage: Eukaryota; Metazoa; Arthropoda; Arachnida; Araneae; Theridiidae.
UUGAGAGCUACAGAAAUAGUCAGUCAGAAGUGGUUUCAUAGGUAUUAAUCAAAACAAACCAGCAUUGCGUUCUUACUUGUUGAUUGCAUUGCUUUCUUUUCAUUAAAAAAAACCGUAAAGGGCCUGUUAUUGACUGAAUAAGAAACAGACCAGAAUCCAUAAAAUAUGAGAUACGCUCAGCUCGUGAUUGGUCCUGCUGGUUCAGGCAAAUCCACUUAUUGCUCUACUGUUGUGAAGUACUGUUCUGAUGCCCAAAGGUUUGUCAAGGUUUUCAAUCUUGAUCCGGCUGCUGAGUGUUUUACUUAUGAACCUAUUGCUGAUGUAAGAGAAUUAAUACAAUUGGAUGAUGCUUUGGAAGAUGAAGAAUUGCAUUAUGGUCCAAAUGGUGGUCUUAUAUUUUGUUUAGAAUAUCUUACUGCUCAUUUGGAAUGGCUCACUGAACAACUGGGAGACGAACAAGAUGAUUAUAUUUUGUUUGAUUGUCCAGGUCAGAUUGAACUCUACACACAUUUAGAUGUAAUGCCUAAAAUUGUUGCUCACCUGCAACAGUUGGAUUUUAUUGUCUGUGGUGUAUUUCUUAUUGAUUCUCAAUUCAUGAUUGAACCUUCAAAAUUUAUAUCUGGUCUCAUGAGUGCAUUGUCAGCAAUGAUAACUCUAGAAAUUCCUCAUGUAAAUGUGCUUUCCAAGAUGGAUUUAUUGACAAAGCAUACAAGAAAACAAAUCGAAAGAUAUUUAGAUCCAGAUUUACAAUAUUUGUUGGAAGAUGAACAAUGUGCUUGCAAGUGGGGCAAGAAGUUUUCAAAACUAAACAAAGCAAUUUGUAGUCUAGUAGAAAAUUAUAGCAUUGUGAAGUUUUUACCAUUAAAUAUCAAGAAUCAGGAAAGCGUCGGUGACCUUCUACUCACAAUUGACAAUGCAAUACAAUAUGGAGAAGAUUUAGAUGUAAAAGUUAAGUAUCCUGAAGAAAUAGAUGACAUGGAAGACAAUGAUAUGGAUUAUACAUAGUGUUGUAAUUAAUUAAGCAUAAAUGUUUUCAAUGCUUCUAUACUUUGUAACAUAUUUUUCAUAAAAUCCAUUUGUAAAUAAUUUAAGAUUUUUUUUAAAUAAAUCACUUAUUGAAAUAUU